ACUUUACCUGCCGACCCAGCUGAUCAUCUGGUUCUACUAUAGAUUUGCUUUUUUGGGAACUCGAAAAGGGAUUGAUACUUCCUCUGCUCGAUCUCUUUGUGCGUCUCUGAAAGAGAGGAAAAAAGAAGUGAAGGAAGGAUGGCCAGGGCAGGAGGGAUCAUAAACGCGGUGAACGUCGGGAUAGCAGUGCAAGCAGAUUGGGAGAACCGAGAGUUCAUCUCUCACAUUUCCCUCAAUGUUCGACGCCUCUUUGAUUUCCUUGUCCAAUUUGAGGCUACAACGAAGAGCAAGUUGGCAUCAUUGAAUGAGAAGCUUCACACGCUGGAGCGUCGUCUUGAACUGCUUGAAGUCCAAGUGGAUACUGCAUCAUCCAAUCCCUCUCUCUUCGCUACAUAAUGUUUAUCGGAUCAUGUUGUUGUUGCAGCUGCUGCUGCAAUACGGCUUCUCUGUAAGACUAGCCUUAUCUUGUGUUGUAACACUCUUUGUGACUAAUGUUCUCGAGUUUUUUCAUGCUUAUAUAUCAUGAUCAAUGUGUGAGGUAGUUAGAAAUUAUAUUC
Juglans microcarpa x Juglans regia is the source of this 557-nucleotide messenger RNA. Its product is annotated as protein BRICK 1-like. NCBI's taxonomy places the organism in Eukaryota, Viridiplantae, Streptophyta, Magnoliopsida, Fagales, Juglandaceae. Gene Ontology annotation, cellular component: SCAR complex. Gene Ontology annotation, molecular function: protein-containing complex binding. The coding region runs from base 139 to 396 and encodes 85 amino acids. Gene Ontology annotation, biological process: actin filament organization; cell motility; regulation of actin polymerization or depolymerization. The transcript is spliced from 2 exons. The record is from RefSeq and is a predicted model, not a curated record.